GACUGAGGGGGCGGCGGGGCCGGCGGGGCCGGCCGGGUGCGGCGCGAUGCGGGGCGGCCGCCGCCUCUUCCCGCUGCUGCUCCUGGCGCUGCUGCCUGGGCUGUGCCACGGCAAGGAGCCGGCGCCGGGCGCCGUGACUUGCGGCUCUGUGCUGAAACUGCUCAACACCCGCCACAGCGUACGGCUCCACUCGCACGAGGUCAAGUACGGCUCCGGAAGUGGGCAGCAGUCAGUGACAGGAGUUGAAGCCUCAGAUGAUGCCAACAGCUACUGGCGUAUCCGUGGGAAGAGUGACAGCAGUUGCCAGCGUGGGACACCAGUGAAAUGUGGGCAAGCCAUACGACUCACGCAUGUUAACACUGGGAAAAAUCUGCACACUCAUCAUUUCCCAUCACCACUCUCCAAUAACCAAGAAGUAAGUGCCUUUGGGGAUGAUGGCGAAGGAGAUGACCUGGAUUUCUGGAUUGUGCAGUGCAGUGGGACUUACUGGGAGCGGGAGGAUGCCGUGCGCUUCAAGCACGUGGGGACCGAGGUGUUCCUGUCCAUCACGGGGGAGCAGUACGGCCACCCCAUUAGAGGCCAGCGGGAAGUUCAUGGCAUGCCUGCUGCCAACCACCACAACUAUUGGAAAGCCAUGGAGGGAGUCUUCAUCAAACCCAGUCUGGACCCUGCAAAACAUGAUGAGCUCUGAAUUGACACAGAAUCCAAAAUGCUUCGUUUGACUCCAGUGUUUGGAGAUGCUAAUCCUUGAUCUCUUCUAAGUCCUGCCUUGCUUGAGUGACUGAUUUUCUGUGUUACUGAAGGGCAUUAGUUCAUUCUAGGAAUGCAGCACUUCUGUGAGGAAUGGCUUCUGCCAGUUUCGGCCACUGACAUUUAUUUGGUGAAGUCCUUUCUGAAUUUCCAAGCUUUAUUGGUGAAACUAGUUCAUACAUCUGUUAGGUUUUGUUGUCAUUUGUUUGCUUGUUACUUUUUCUCAAAUUUGAAGGAAAUGAAAAAAUGAAAGUCAUACUUUUCUCUAGUCUCAAGUACAAUAAAACUUUGUAUUUUGUAAUCUUUUUCCAGCUAUAAUUAAAUAUUUAGAAACUGAUUUCUACAUCCUAGUGAAAGAAUGUUACUGAUGAGGAGAUGGAUUGAGUGUAGAAAUGGAAAAAUGGUUCUGAAAUACAGUGUUUUUUAAAUGACUUGCAGUCAGCUAUUCAGUCUGAGUUUAAAAAAGGUAUAUACAUUUGAAAAUUGCAUCCAAUGUCUUAUGAGAGUUUCAUUUUGUAUUGUAUUGGAAGAUUUGAAAAUAUUGUGUAUGUUGGAGUAAGAAGACAAAACUUUAAUAGUUUUACUUUGUCCAAGAAAUACAGAUGUUCUAGUAGCAGUGAUACAGCUGAUUGUCCAUUGGUAAGGCUACUCUGCUCUAUGAACAGGUGCAGAAAACUCCUGCUUGCUUAAUUAAUAUUGGAAUUUUACAGAGCUUCUUAUGGUGUAAAGGAACAGUUAAAUUUGGCUUACUUCUGUGUCACUCUACAAGAUCAGUAUGGUAAUCCAGGUGAAUAAAUAGUGAGGCAUA
This is a messenger RNA of Serinus canaria (Common canary), 1558 nucleotides long. It is a transcript of the gene SDF2L1, whose product is annotated as stromal cell derived factor 2 like 1. The coding region runs from base 47 to 691 and encodes 214 amino acids. NCBI's taxonomy places the organism in Eukaryota, Metazoa, Chordata, Aves, Passeriformes, Fringillidae. The record is from RefSeq and is a predicted model, not a curated record. The transcript has 3 exons.